UAUUCAGAUAUGAAUAUAUGAUUUGAUGAAAUCAUAAUUAAAAAAGAAUAAAAUAAAAAUCUAAUAACGAAUAACGAACAACGUAAAGAAAACAUGCUUCCUUCAUCGCUUUCCUAUCUUCAAACGCUCCCGCCAAUUCCUCAUCCGGAGCAAGUUAGCAAAGCCGGCAUACGGCGCCGAACGCUGCGCAUUGCUUGUGCCGGAAGAGGCAGCAAAGCUGCGAGGCCAGCCACUGACGACUACCAUUCCACUCUCAGAGCUCUCAACUCCAAAGGCAGGUUCCCCAGAAAAUCUCUUGGCCAGCAUUAUAUGUUGAACUUCGAGAUCAACGAUCAUCUUGCUGCUGCAGCCGGUGUUGGAGAAGGUGAUGUUGUGCUAGAAAUUGGACCAGGAACCGGUUCCUUGACCAAUGUUCUGCUAAAUUCUGGUGCAUUCGUUCUUGCAGUUGAGAAGGACAAACACAUGGCCACCCUUGUGAGCGAAAGAUUUUCGAGCACAGGAAAGCUGAAGGUUUUGACUGAGGAUAUUGUCAAAUGUCAUGUGCGCUCCCAUGUGUCAUCUUUGUUUGAAAGUAUAACAGAAAUGGAUCCUGAAACUAAAAAAGCAAAAGUGGUUGCCAACAUUCCUUUUAAUAUCAGUACAGAUGUGAUCAAACUGCUACUUCCAAUGGGUGACAUUUUCUCAGAAGUGGUUCUAUUGCUUCAGGAGGAGACUGCCUUGCGGUUGGUAGAAUCAUCACUCAGGACCUCCGAGUAUCGUCCCAUCAAUAUAUUUGUUAACUUCUACUCAGAUCCUGAGUACAAAUUUAAGGUCCCAAGGACAAAUUUUUUUCCUCAGCCUAAUGUAGAUGCAGCUGUUGUCUCAUUCAAGCUGAAGCAGCCGAAAGACUACCCAGAAGUUUCUUCCCGGAAAAGCUUCUUCUCAAUGGUCAAUUCAGCUUUCAAUGAGAAGCGUAAGAUGUUGCGCAAGUCACUUCAGCACAUAUGCACAUCCAGUGAAAUUGAAGAAGCCUUAAGAAGCAUUAGUCUCCUACCCCCCCCUCUCUCUUCUUUUCCCCUCUUUCAUAUUUCAAGACCAGAAGAACUAACAUUGGAUGAUUUUGUAAAGUUGCAUAACUUGAUUGUCAAAGAGUAGCAAUCUGCAUUGAUGCUGAAGUUUUGAAGAGCAAUUCAUAUAGGAACAAGGUUCAGGUUUGCCCAUUUAUAAGGCUCCUUGUGGCCGCAAGUAUAUGAUCCAAGAAAAGAACCAAACUUUGAUGAAGAGCUAUGGCAUUUCAGCUUGAGGAUACAUUAUAUUAUCAGAAGUCUUCUACUAAUAUUUCAGGGCACGUUCUUAAUUGCAGAUUCAAACCCCAAUGUCCAAUCAGAAAUAUAAUUAGAACUGUAUUCCCUUGUGUAAUGUAUGGUUUUUAUAAGUUGGACUGCUAUGAAAAACAAUGUAGUUCGACCGAAUCACACCAGAA
This is a messenger RNA of Arachis duranensis, 1462 nucleotides long. Its product is annotated as ribosomal RNA small subunit methyltransferase, chloroplastic. The transcript is spliced from 10 exons. Gene Ontology annotation, molecular function: rRNA (adenine-N6,N6-)-dimethyltransferase activity. Gene Ontology annotation, cellular component: mitochondrial matrix. Bases 94 to 1134 code for a protein of 346 amino acids. The record is from RefSeq and is a predicted model, not a curated record. NCBI's taxonomy places the organism in Eukaryota, Viridiplantae, Streptophyta, Magnoliopsida, Fabales, Fabaceae. Gene Ontology annotation, biological process: rRNA methylation.